ACAGUCCCCACGAGGAGAAGCUGAGGAUGGAGUGCCGCGGUGGGUGGGGGCUGAGGCAGCUGGGUCCUGCACGGACUUGCCGCACUGUUGAACGAUAUAACCAAUUCAAUCUGCUCUCGCCCCAGAUCGAGGAGGGUCUCGUGCAGAAACAAUGGAUGGGUUACCAUCAUGCGCGCUGGCUUGCCUGUCGCAAGCCGUGUCUUCGUCGAGCUGUUCAAUCCUCGACCUCGACUGCAUAUGCCAUGAUGCGCCGCUCAUAGCAGAUGUCGAAGCCUGCGGGCUGCAGACCUGCACUACAAAAGAUAACCUGAGAUCCAUGAAUUUCCUGUACACCAGCUGCGACUACCCCGUCACAGUCGACAACAACGUCUACCCAGGUAUCCUUAUUGGGGGUAUUGUCCUCUCCAGCCUUGCCGUCAUACUCAGAAUCGCUGGCCGACUGAUUGGGUCCACGCUUGGUCUUGACGACGCAGUUACUGCACUAUCGCUGGUGAGUACAGCGCCGGCAGCCAGGCCAGCACAGCUAACAGCGCAGGCGAAUGCGAUUGCCAUCACAGUCAUCGGGUUUCUCCUGAAACACGUUGGAUUAGGCCACGACAUCUGGUUCCUCCCCUUUGAUCAUAUCACCCAAAUCCUCCACCUCUUCUUCGCGGUGGAAGUCCUCUACGUCCUGAGCAUAGCGCUUACCAAAAUAUCUAUGCUGCUCCUCUUUCUUCGACUGUUCCCGCAUGAAGGAUUCCGUCUCGCUACCAAGCUCGUCCUCGCAUUCACCACUGCCUGGGGCGUCGCGAUACUCCUCACAAAGGUCUUGUCCUGCCGGCCUCUCAGCUAUUUCUGGACUAGGUGGGACGGGGAGCACGAGGGGACGUGUUUAAGUCAUGAGAACAUCAUCUGGGCGCACGCGAGUAUUAAUAUCUUUCUGGAUCUGGUGAUUAUCGGUCUACCCAUGCCGACGCUGCUGCGGAUGAAUCUCUCGUGGAGGAAGAAGCUCGCCAUCUGCUCUAUGUUUGCGGUGGGGAUCGUUGUAACGGUCAUCUCUAUUUUACGUCUGGUCUCGUCCAUAAAUUUAAACAUAGAGGAAAAUCCCACCAAAACCCUCGUUGAAAUAGGCAUCUGGUCCCUCGUCGAAGUGUAUCUCUCGCUCAUCUGCGCCUGCAUGCCAGGAAUCCGCGCCUUCUUCAACUACACCUACACUCGUCUGAACAGCAAGUCAUCGCAGUAUACCCACGACUCAUCCUCCGGCGAGGGAGGGAGAUGUCGCGGAAGCAACGCCUUCUCGUCGCCGGCGACGCAGUCGCGUACCUUCCAAAGCGCGAACCGUGAACAGGGCGAGUUUAUCCGUCUGCAGGAGAUUUCGGCGGAGAGUUUCAAGACGUGACUUGACUUGUUUGCUUUGGUGACCGCAGCCUACGUAGGCUGGAAAUUCUUUUUGCUGCUUAAGUAUGUUGAGCUGCCGUGAACCAUGGAUGGGACGUCUGGUUCUCGGAUGAGCGAUCAUACUAUCGACUCUCGUCGGGAGAUGGCCCCAUGGGGAAGUCCAUUCUGGUCGGAUAACAAGCUUUCACCGUCAG
Messenger RNA from Aspergillus versicolor CBS 583.65, 1571 nucleotides. RefSeq names its product CFEM domain-containing protein. The coding region runs from base 152 to 1378 and encodes 408 amino acids. The record is from RefSeq and is a predicted model, not a curated record. NCBI's taxonomy places the organism in Eukaryota, Fungi, Ascomycota, Eurotiomycetes, Eurotiales, Aspergillaceae. The transcript is spliced from 7 exons.